AUGGCCAAAGAGAAAACAAAAUCUCCGACCAAGAAGAAGAUUCCGAUGAUGUCAGAAGAGAAAUCGAAGAAGCUUCGAAAACCGAAAAACGCUACUCAUCCUCCAUACUUUCAAAUGAUAAAGGAGGCUUUGAUGGUACUAAAAGAGAAGAAUGGAUCGAGCCCUUACGCGAUAGCCAAAAAGAUAGAGGAGAAACACAAAUCCGUACUUCCGGAGAAUUUCCGUAAAACGCUUUCUCUACAGCUAAAAAACUCUUUAUCUAAAGGUAAGCUUGUCAAGAUCAGAGCUUCCUACAAGCUCUCAGAGACGACGAAGAUGACGACUCGAUCUUCUUCGAGAAGACCGAAGAAAACUGUGGCUGUCAACAAACCAGAAAUGGGGACAAAGAAGAAAAGGAAAGUUAAGAAGAAGCCAAGACAGCCUAAGUCGAUCAAAUAUCCAGCUGGUAAGAAGGCUUUGAAAGCUUCUGCUACUUGA
Molecule: messenger RNA, 477 nt
Organism: Arabis nemorensis
Lineage: Eukaryota; Viridiplantae; Streptophyta; Magnoliopsida; Brassicales; Brassicaceae
Source: the annotation of a GenBank genome assembly